Archocentrus centrarchus (flier cichlid) is the source of this 1886-nucleotide messenger RNA. It is a transcript of the gene wbp4, whose product is annotated as WW domain binding protein 4. Gene Ontology annotation, molecular function: zinc ion binding; RNA binding; protein binding. Lineage: Eukaryota; Metazoa; Chordata; Actinopteri; Cichliformes; Cichlidae. Gene Ontology annotation, cellular component: precatalytic spliceosome; nucleus. Gene Ontology annotation, biological process: mRNA splicing, via spliceosome. The record is from RefSeq and is a predicted model, not a curated record.
CUUGAGGGCCCAUUCAACGUCGGCUUGUGAUGACGUAUUAACAAACGGACCGUGUUGUCGUUGUGGAAAUGAGUGAAGUGCUCGUGUUCAGGUUUAAUUCGCUUUAAGUUUUUCGUCGUAUUUUCACCGAAGAGACUUAAAAUGGCUGACUACUGGAAGUCACAACCGAGGAAAUUCUGCCAGUAUUGCAAGUGCUGGAUUGCUGACAAUAAGCCUAGCAUCGAGUUCCAUGAAAGGGGGAAAAAUCACAAAGAAAAUGUGGCUGCCAAAAUUUCAGAGAUUAAGAAGAAGAGCAUUGAAAAGGCGAAGCAGGAGGAACGUAUGUCUAAAGAGUUUGCUGCGAUGGAGGAGGCUGCGCUGAAGGCCUACCAGGAAGAUCUGAAGAGGAUGGAAAGAGAAGCGCAAGGUUUAAGCUCUCCGGAGCAAACGAUAGCACCGCCACAACCUCAGGUGAAACCCCAGCCCAAAAAACAGCAAAAGAAAGCAGGAAAGGCGAGAAGUAAGGUCACCCAGCAAAAAGAGGAGCAGGUGUGGGUUGAAGGCCUGACAGAUGAUGGAUACACAUAUUACUACAACACAAUAACGGGAGAAUCUAAAUGGGACAAACCGGAGGGUUUCCAGGGAGCGAGUUUGGCCUCCGCACAGACUCAGCAGACUGGAAGUACUUCAGACUGUGCUUGGAUGGAAGCUGUCAGUCCUGAUGGUUUCACAUACUACUUCAACACAGAAAGUGGAGAGUCCAGCUGGGAGAAGCCUGCUGACUUUACAUCUGAUCAGGCACCUGGAUCCAGCUCUGGGUCCAACCAAGAAGGAGAGAGUCAGGAGGAGCCUGCAACCCCUCAGCCAGAGCCGCUGUCAGGAGAGGAGAGCUCCGACGGGGCGCCGGCAUCUCAGGAGGCUGAAGUCCCUGAACAAACCAGCCAGCAGCCCAAAGUCCCAAAGAUCAGCUUCAGGAAAAGGAAAGCAGAGACAGAGGCCUCAGAAAAAGAGGGUGAAGAUAAAGUGAGUGACGAUGCUCCUAAAGAUGAUGAACAGGAGGAGAUCCAAAGCACACCAGCUGAACUGGAGAAGGCAGAAGAACAGGCGACGCAAAGGAAGAUGCAAGCCAAGAGGCCAAAAGCUGCCAAUCCGUAUGGGGUCUGGGAACAGAUCCUGCAAGAAGAGGAUCCAUAUGAAAAUGUAGACUUAGAGUUGCCUGAGGUGGAGGGAAACACCGCCAGCGCUCCAGCAGACCUGCCCACAGAGCCAAAGCCCAAGUUCAAGGAACGCGUCAUCACCUCACUUGGAGAGGAAGGCGGGCCCGCCUCGUUCAGAAAAAACAAGACACAGAACGGCAAAUCCAGGAGCCUCCGACAGAGAGACAAUGACGACUGAUCCAGAAACACAAAAACUUCCAAGCCAGGACGCAGCAGAAUGAGACUUUUACAUAAAUACAACUCCUAGAAACAUUUUUGACAUUUUAUUGCACCUUUUUGAUGUUUGGGGUGCUGCAUUUUUAGAAGACAUUGGCUCGAGAAGUUUAAAAAUUAUCUAAUCUGCUUCUUUAAAUGUGUUUUUCUAAUAUAAAAAUAUCAACCACUGGAUGCAGGGUUCUGUUUUUGUGCACAACAGCUGGUUAGACAGACAGGUUGGUAUUAUCUCAGUGUCCCAUUGAGAUAACUAUUAAUGUGAAGAAUUUUCUCUGAGAUGUAACUAUACACAGCAAAUCAAAUACCUUUUUUGUACUUCAGUAUCUAUUUUUUUUAACAAGUAUCCAAUUAGAAACAGCAGUGUGGUAUUUGCCAGCUGAAGUGAAUGAUUGCUAUACUUUCAUAAAGGCGUAUGGAUUGUACUGAUUAACGUGAAUAACGUGACGUCAAUAAAUGUUGACUUUCCCGUUAGUGAAA